GGGGGGGGACAAGGAGGUAGAAGAUGCUUUUAAAAAACACAGAUUUAAGAAAAAAAAAAAGAGACAAACAGAGCGGGUUCUGUUCAGUUUUGGUGUGUUAACAAAAGCACUGGGGGUGCUCUUUGCUUUGGCACCGAAACGAGACAAAACAGCUACUGGUGGUGUACAAUUCAGUUUGAUGGCAGUAAACGUUUUGGUGAUCUCCGACUCCACCACUAAUGUCGGGUUUGGGAAUGAACAAUAUCCUUAUUUUAGAACAAGUUCAAGCUAUUUAUUGACAACAUACUGAUAGCGGGUACAAAUACUAAGCUUUCGUACUGAAUUAUUUGUUAAUUGACUGACAGAAACAUAAUGAUCUUAAUAUUUAAGUUAAGGCUGCAACUAAUGAUUAUUUUCAUUAUCAAUUCAUAUCCUGAUAAAUUUCUCGAUUAAUCGUUUGCUCUAUAUAUGUCAGCAAAUUGUAAAAAAAUGUCUGUCGCAAGUCCCCAGAGCCUAUUUUCAAAUGUCUUUGUCCGACCAACAGUCCAAUACCCAAAGAUAUUCAGUUUGCUAUCAUAGCUGAGGAAGAAAACAAUUAAAUAUUCACACAUGAGAACCUGAAACCAGUGAAUUUUUCAUGUUUUUGCCUUUAAAAAUGUUUUCAAAUCUAUUAUCAAAAUGGUUGCAGAUACAUUUUCUGUCAAAAGGUCAAUUGGUGCAGCUCUAAUUCAAUUAGUGUUUCAAACAAAAAUACUAAAAAUGUCCUUGAGCUUUGGAAAUGUGAGGAUUUGCUCACUUCUUUCCAAAUUCCUGUCAUAAUAAACUGAAUAGUUUGGGUUUUCUGACUGUUACGCCGACACUUUAGACUCCCAAAACUUGAUGACGAACAUUUGUCAUUGUUUUUGACAUUUUACAGAACAAAAAGGACCUAAAGAACAAAACAACAGACUCAACAACAACAAGCACAAAUAAUCAUUUAGUUGCAGCCCCACUUACGUUGCUGACGUUGAAGAAUUUAAAUCUUCUUUUCAGAACGGGCGUUAAAAUACAUUUGUUGACAUUUCUGUAUUGUCACACAGUUGCAUCAUUCACACCUCCUUUCUGCACACUUAUGACUGUCAUCACUGUAACCCAAUAUUGACUCUGACACUGAAUCUCCAGUCAAAUGCGUCACUCUCCUCAAGACUUGAAGAACAACCGAUUCUUUCCAGAGCUGCUAUUUCACAUCAACGUUAAUAUCUCACAAGAAGAGAUCGAUCGCAGUAAAAGCACAGAGACCAAACAUGGACCAGACUCCGAUACAGAUGUGAGACAAUGUCUUUUGUCAAAUGUCUUUAUAUGGUUUCAAGUGUCUUGCAACUCCUGCUUUCAUACACAGCCACCAACACAACCCGGCCUGUAAUAAAAUAUAUAAAAAGAAAAGGUAGGAAACUCUCUGCGCUUAUAUUUUUUAAAACAGGUUGUGCAACUUCCAGUGUUACAGAACUUAGUUUUUUAGCAACUAAUGAUGUGAAAUCAUACAAAGCUAAACAUUUGUGGUAUUGAACCACCUUAACGUGUUUAAGCAAGGCACUCUCCGCUGCCAGGGUGUGGGGUUUGAUUCCCAUACUGAACAGGUGUAGAUACAAAUGUGAGAUAUAAUGCUUUACAGGAGGGAAGAUGAACAAAAUUAUUAAAAAAUAAAGGAUAAAAAUGAAACUCUACCUGUGAGUGUGUUAUAUAAAGUCACACUGCAGUACUGUGUAACAUCCUACCUAAUGGCUGCGGGUGCACAAUAGGAAGGAUGUGUCAUAUCUGACAUCUAGGUCAUAUCUGUGAAAGCUGAGCUCACCAUGAGGCCUUCAGCUGGGGUUUUAACACACACACACACACACUGUUAUUAUCAUCAGCAUCGUCAUAAAUCUGACUCUCAAACGGUUUCACUGCCAUUUAGCUCCUAAUGUUUCUGCCCUUUACCUGAGGGCCCACUUACUGGGAUUGUUUCUGUACAGUUUAUGCUGCAAACACUAAAACCUAAGCUGUUCCAAGUGUGCUUUUGUUAAUCCGGUAUUUUUCCGGCUGAAAAAAAAAAAAACAGCAUUUGGAAGAAAAUGCUGCAUUAGUGAAACAAAAUGGAGCGAUUAAAAUGACCAAGAGGGAGGUGAUAUAUAAAAACGACAAAAAGGAGGUGAGAAACGUAAAAAGUAGUCAUUUAAACUGAUGACACGUUAUUGCAUUACAUUAAAAGGCUGUAAAGUGUCCUUUGUGUGAGGAUGGACUGGGCGCCAUCAUAUAGCGUUAGAGGCCUAUAGGCACUGUCAAGAGCUGAGAGAUGGACAAUCGACACGAUGCUUUCAGACAUCUUUCUACCUCCAUGCUGCACAGGUCAGGUGGUGACUGCUGAGGCCUGACUGUCCUUUCACCUCCUGGAACCACAUGCGGACAGAGGACGCCAGCAAUCAUCCAGAAGAGGGUCAGAGUAGAAGCAAAGACCAAAUAGAUGGCACAGGGAUGAGCCUGGGCAACAGGAAGGGAGUGAGGGUGACUGGGAAAUAUGCGCCUCCGGUGGACUGGAGCAGCAGAGGAGGAGGUCCAUCCAUCGUCCACUCUCCCACCAGCAUCCCUUUACCUCCAGACACCCCCACGGUGAUCUCCAUCGGCCCUCUGCCUCACAGGCCCCCAGAGCGAGUUGAAGAUCCCAAGAUGGACGAACCUGCUGUCGAAGAGGACUGGACCAGAGAGGUGUCAUCUCAAACCGGGAUGUCCUACGGUGAGACGGGCAUCCCCCGGCAGACCGUGGAGGAGCUGAAGACCAUCCUGAGGGACAGUCCUCUGCUCAACAUCCGGGGAAGAGAUGAUGGGAAGCCAGGGAGUCCUUACACGUAUCUCCACGGAAGCAGCAGCAGUGGAGGCGGUGGUGGAAGACCCGACGGACGGCAGGACGAUGGAAACCCCAACAGGGCGUUCAGCACCUUCAAACCCCACUCUGAUGCUUCCAGAAAGGGCCCCAGGUCCACAGAUAGCACAUCUAUUCAGCAGCCUUCCGGCAUGGAUUCAUCCAGCUCUUUCAGGUCUGAUGCCAACACAAAUAGGCAGCCUGGAGUUAGUGCACACACAAAUGCGAGCGGCGGCUCCUGUGGAGAGACUGGAGCUUCUCAUACAGAUAACGGAAACGAGACUGUCGACAUCUUUGGGAAUCAGAGGUUCAUUUCAGACAUGGAGCAGAUCAAGCAGCAGAUCGCCAGAGAAAACAUCAACUUCGUCCGCUUCGAGGCCACCGACCUCCAUGGGGUGUCGAGGUCCAAGACAGUGCCUGUCCGCUUCUUCCAUGAGAAAGCGGUAUAUGGGAUACCGAUGCCGAGAAGCUACUUGGAGCUGACCCUGAGCCCUAAGAGCAACGAAGUCGACCACGCCAGCACCGCCAACUUCAGCAGUGAUGUACUUCUGAUCCCUGAUCUUUCGACCUUUAGGGUCUUACCCUGGGCCGAGCAGACAGCCCGGGUCAUCUGCGACCCCUGCACGGUGACAGGAAGCCCCCUUCGCACUUCACCUCGCCUCAUCGCCAAGCAGCUCCUCGGCCAGCUCCAAACCCUUGGAUUCUCCCUGCACUCGUCCUUCACCUAUGAAUGCUGCGUCCUCGGAGCGCCAGACCGGAUCGGGCCAAAGACACUCCUGUUCCCUGCCACCACCCUGCUCAGCAACCAUGACCUGCCUUUCUUCCAGCAGCUGGUGGACAGCAUGUACUGCAUGGGCGCAGACAUAGACAGCAUCUCCUCUGCAAGCGGCCCCGGCCAGAUGGAGAUCAACCUGAGGCCAGAGUUUGGGAUUGCGGCCGCAGACAGCGCAUUCACCUUCCGCACCGGCAUCAAGGAGAUGGCUCGUAAACACAGCUACAUUGCCAGCUUCUUCACUGAUGAUGGCCUGUACAAUGCUGGGGUACUCUCUCACAGUUUGUGGGAUGCUAACGGGCGACGUAGCCUCUUCCACAGUGGGGAGAAGACAGGCGAGCUAUCUGAGAUUGGCAGGAAAUGGCUGGCCGGGCUUCUCACCCACUCUGCUGCCCUGAGCUGCCUGAUGUCGCCCGGCCUGGGCUGCCGGAGCCACAUCGCCAAGACGAUCAAAGACCCCAAACGAAUGCUGUGUGCUACCUGCGGCUGCAAUGAUAACAGCAGCUCUUUCAACAUCAAGUGUCAUGGCGGGAGGGAGACGCACAUUGACAACAAGCUGGGCUCAGCCAUGGCCAACCCUUACGUUGUGCUGGCUGCUACUGUGGCCGCAGGGCUGGAUGGCAUCAGACGAAACCUGAACGUCGAGAGCAGUCUGAACAAAGCACCCAGUCAGCAGAAGGAGUUCGCCAUUCCCGUGAAGCUCGAUGACGCUCUGGAGGCAUUGGGGGAGGAUCACGUCAUCCGCAGCACCCUCGGAGAGCCGUUUGUUCAGUAUUUCAUCGCCAUGAAAAAGUUUGAGAUUGAGACCCAAGAACUGGAUGAUGAGAGAAACAAGUGCCUGGAGUAUUUCAUCUAGAAAUCCUCCUCGUUUUAUAAUAUGAGAAACACACUUCCUGCCACACAAAUAAAAGCAUGAAAAACAACAGCUUGAAUAGAAAAGCUUUUUAUUUUAUAUAUUAUGUUGAUUAUUAUUAUUAUACAGAUUGUAGAUAUUUUUCGGAGUUAUUUCCAAAUAAAGGCAUAAGUACACCCUCAA
This is a messenger RNA of Siniperca chuatsi (mandarin fish), 4662 nucleotides long. It is a transcript of the gene lgsn, whose product is annotated as lengsin, lens protein with glutamine synthetase domain. The coding region runs from base 2395 to 4482 and encodes 695 amino acids. The transcript is spliced from 5 exons. Lineage: Eukaryota; Metazoa; Chordata; Actinopteri; Centrarchiformes; Sinipercidae. Gene Ontology annotation, molecular function: glutamine synthetase activity. Gene Ontology annotation, cellular component: membrane; cytoplasm. Gene Ontology annotation, biological process: lens morphogenesis in camera-type eye. The record is from RefSeq and is a predicted model, not a curated record.